GCGUGUUUUUGAAAAUGGCCAGAACCAAGCAGACCGCCCGUAAGUCUACCGGUGGCAAAGCCCCACGUAAACAACUGGCUACUAAAGCUGCCCGGAAGAGCGCUCCUGCCACUGGGGGAGUGAAGAAGCCUCAUCGUUACCGUCCCGGCACUGUUGCUCUGCGAGAGAUCCGCCGCUACCAGAAAUCCACUGAGCUGCUUAUCCGCAAGCUGCCCUUCCAGCGCCUGGUGCGUGAAAUCGCCCAGGACUUCAAGACCGACUUGCGCUUCCAGAGCUCGGCCGUUAUGGCCCUGCAGGAGGCUAGCGAAGCCUAUUUGGUGGGGCUCUUUGAUGACACUAACCUGUGCGCUAUUCACGCCAAGAGAGUUACCAUCAUGCCCAAGGACAUCCAGUUAGCCCGGCGUAUCCGUGGAGAGAGGGCUUAAAGGUUGCCCUUCAGCUUCUAGUAACGAAAACUACUCCAAAUGACCCAAAGGCUCUUUUAAGAGCCACUACAUUCACACUCAAAGGAGCUGUAACAAACCCAUAGAAAAUUCUAUUUGUGUUGCGCUUAUUUGAAGAUUAUAUGAGCAUUUAGAACUUGGUUUGGGCAGCUCCUUUGGUUGAAAUGAGCUUCACUUCAACUAACGGUGGUGUUCUCUUAAGUGGAUUGAAUAAUUGUGUCCUGUUGUGACUAAGGCGGG
Messenger RNA from Chelonoidis abingdonii (Abingdon island giant tortoise), 683 nucleotides. RefSeq names its product histone H3-like. NCBI's taxonomy places the organism in Eukaryota, Metazoa, Chordata, Testudines, Testudinidae. Gene Ontology annotation, cellular component: nucleosome. The record is from RefSeq and is a predicted model, not a curated record. Gene Ontology annotation, molecular function: protein heterodimerization activity; DNA binding; structural constituent of chromatin.